AUGGUUUUAAUUGGGUCCAUGCAUAAGUUCGAUGUCAAGUCAGACGAGUGGAUUGUUUAUCAAGAACAAUUAGAGCAAUUUUUUGAAGUAAAUAACAUAAGGGACACCCAGACGGACAAGAAACAGGUUGCGGCGUUAUUGAGUCUAAUUGGCUCAGAUACAUACAAAGUCUUAAGGGAUCUAUGCACCCCCAGUUUACCAAAGUCGAAAUCAUACGAAGAAUUAUGUAAGCUAUUAAAGGCUCACUUUUCACCGGCGACUUGCCUCUUUAGGGAGCGCAUCGAUUUUUAUGCUGCUGCGCAGGAGGCGAACGAAUCGCUGAACAAAUGGUACGCCAGGAUUCAUAAUCUUGCAACAAAUUGUGAAUUUGGCACCAAUUUGAAAUCAGUCCUCCGGGAUAAGUUCGUUUGCGGUCUUCAAAAAGGGAAAAUAAGGGACAGGUUGUGUGAGGAGAAGCCAGGCGAAGUAACUUUGGAGAAGCUAAUGGAGAUUGCCCUUAGUAAAGAAGCAACAUUGUUAGCAGUAGAUAAAUCAGUAAAUUUAGUGAAGUCGAAUCCGUUUCAACUGAGGCAGAAGGUAUUCCAGCAGCGUCAGACCCCAUCAGGCAACUCUGUGGAGAAGAAAAUGGGAAAAUGGAAGUGCACAGCUUGUGGAAGACUUCACACCGGACAGCAACAAUGCAGGUAUGCGAGCUACAAGUGCAACAGCUGUAAUAAAAUUGGACACUUAUCAAAGGUAUGUAAGUUUAAAGACAUUAAACAAAACAUGUUGGACUUUGAUACAGAGACUGUUGAAAUAAAUAAUAUUUACUUUAACAAUGACAAACCAAUUUACAUACAUAUUUCUGUUAAUGAACAUAAAAUAUCAUGUCAAAUGGACUCAGGGGCAGCUGUAUCGGUUUUAAACUAUGAUACGUAUAAAAAAUACCUAUCCAAUUUAGAUUUGCAUGAUUCAAACAUCAUUUUAAGAAGUUUUUCAGGAUGUAAAAUUAAACCAGCAGGUUAUAUAGUAGGUGAUGUGCAGUAUAACAAUACUAUUUGCAAAAAUUUUAGUUUUCAAAUAAUUAAAAGCAAUCAGCCUUCAGAAAACUUGUUAGGUAGAGAUUUCUUGGAAAAAUUUAAAUUUAGAAUAACAGCUGAGGUGUUAUCAAUAAGUAAUGAGACAGAAAAUAUUUGUGCAGAAUUUAAACGUGUGUUUAAUAAUUCGUUAGGAUGUUACAAUUAUAAAAAAGUUCACUUGCAACUAAAAGAGAAUAUGCAACCAGUCUUUUUAAAAGCUAGACAAUUACCUUUAGCAAUUAAAAAGAGGGUGGAGGAUGAACUAAAUACUCUUCAAAGGGAGCAAGUUAUCACUCCAGUAGAAACUUCAGAGUGGGGAACUCCAUUAGUACCGAUAAUCAAAAAUGAUGGUUCACUCAAGCUCUGUGGAGACUACAGAUUGACCGUUAAUAGAUAUUUCAAACAAGUGCAAUAUCCAUUACCUUCCGUAGAAAGUAUAUUAAUGGAAUUAAGCGGGGGCGAAUCGUUUACGAAGUUAGAUUUAAGUUAUGCGUAUAACCAAAUCAGCGUAGAUGACGAAUCAGCCAUGAUUUUAACUUGGACCACACACAAGGGGUUAUUUAAGGUGAACAGGUUACCUUACGGCAUUACGCCAGCCAGCUCAAUUUUCCAAAAGGUACUAGAACAACUACUGCAAGGCAUUAAGAAUACGGCAAAUUUCUUAGACGAUAUCAUUGUAACCGGAGCAACUAGGAAAGAGCACGUAGAAAAUCUAAAAGCAGUUCUUAAAAAACUGAACGAUGCAGGGUUUAAGCUAAACAAAACUAAAUGUGCAUUCUUUCAGGAAGAAGUCAGCUAUUUAGGUUUCACAAUUUCAAAGUAUGGUAUAAAGAAAAACCUGGAAAAACAACGAGCGAUCAUUGAAGCACCCAGACCUUCAACGAUUACCCAAGUAAAAAGUUUUGCAGGUAUGGUUAACUAUUAUAGCAAAUUUGUACCUAAAUUAGCAAUAUUAAUGCGACCUAUAUAUGACCUAUUGAAGCAAAAUCAAAAAUAUAAAUGGACGUCUAAUUGUGAAAAAUCAUUCAAAGAAAUCAAAAGUAUUAUUGCGUCUGAUCAAAUAUUAGCUCACUUUGAUCCUAACUUACCCAUAGUUGUACAAACAGAUGCGAGUCAAGACGGCAUAGCAGGAGCAUUAUUUAACAAAAAUAAAAAUGGAAUUUUGAAGCCAGUGGCGUUCAUUUCGAGAUCGUUGAUGCCGGCAGAAAAAAAUUAUUCGGUUUUAGAUAAGGAGUCUCUGGCAAUUUACUGGUCAGUCAAGAAACUAUAUCAGUAUUUGAUGGGACAACAGUUUACAAUCCAAACGGAUCAUCGUCCGCUAGUGUCAAUCCUAGGCGAAACCAAGGGAAUUCCACAGAUGGCAGCUUCAAGACUUCAACGUUGGUCAGCAUUUCUUUCGGGAUUUUCAUAUAAGCUGGAAUAUAUUAAAGGCGAAAAUAAUAAUGUAGCAGACAUGCUCAGUAGGCAUCCUGUUGAUAUUUGUUAUAUUUCCAAAGGUCAAGAUGUAAAAUCAUCUCAUCUAAAUAUGAUCAUAUCCGAAAACUUACCGGUAGACUACAAGAAAGUAGCAUUGGAAACUAGAAAAGAUGUGGUACUUUCUAAGGUGUAUAAUUACCUAUCGGUAGGUUGGCCAAGCAAGGUGGAGGAGCAAACAUUAACACCAUAUUUUAGAAAAAGAUUAGAAUUAACUCUGGAGCAGGGAUGCGUCAUGUGGGGAUACAGAAUAAUAAUACCUACAAAAUUUAGACAACAAUUGCUGGACGAAUUACAUAGUAGUCAUCUGGGGAUAGUCAAAAUGAAAUCCAUUGCCCGAGCAUACUUCUAUUGGCCAAAUCUGGAUAAGGAUAUUGAAGAAACGUGUCGAGCAUGCAUACCUUGCCAGACAAUCGCAAACAAUCCACAAAAAUCAGAGAUCAUGAGUUGGAACAAACCAACAAGACCGUGGCAACGUAUUCACGUGGACUUUUUGGGUCCUAUUAAAGGAAACACCUUCCUAAUAGUAUUAGAUGCAUUUAGCAAAUACCCAGAGAUCAAGAAGAUGGAAAGAACGACAUCGGAAGAGACAAUUGAAAAAUUCAGGGACAUUUUCAGUACUUGGGGAAUACCGGAAACAAUAGUCUCUGAUAACGGACCACAAUUUGUGUCGACGGAAUUCAAAAACUUCCUCAUAAAAAAUGGGAUAAGGCAGAUUACAUCAGCACCGUAUCACCCAUCUACAAAUGGAGCAGCCGAAAACGCAGUCCGAACGUUCAAGAAAUCAUUAAAGGCAGCACUGUUAACUCACAAACAUAAUAUCACUCCUAGUUUAGUAGUUAGUCGAUAUUUACUUAACUACAGGAACUCUGUGCAUUGCGCCACAAAUGAAACACCAUCGAAACUCAUGAUAGGCAGAAAUGUUAGAACUUUAUUCAACUUACUUCAACCGAGGAGGGAGAAUAAGGAAAAUAAUGGAACGGGUAGACAUGAAACCUUUCAAGAGGGGGAGACAGUUAUGGUUAAGGAUUACAGAGAGAAAAACAAUACUAUCUGGAUCAAAGCAAAAAUUUCUCAAGUGCUAGGGAAGAAAAAUUACCUUUGCAUGUUACUAAACGGUCAGACGUGGCGAAGACAUCUGGAUCAGAUUCGGAAAUUCGGGUUAGAGCUGAACCACGACAUCGAGAAGACCUCGGAAAACCAUACAACUAAAGUACCAAGCCAACGAUUAGAAGAAAAGAGUUCAACCUCCACUCCUCAAACGGAAAUUAUUGACGAUGUUCAGGACGAACAAACAGUUGCAGAUUCUAAUAUAACUCCUUUAGUAAAUGCACAUGUUGAAAAUGUAAUUACAAACAAUUCGGGUAAUUUACCAGAAACUAUAGGUAGUAAUUAUAGCAGAAACAAUUCUGGAACUAUACCAGAAGCAAUAGUUAGUAGGUCAGGUAGGAAAAUUAAGAAACCAGAAAUUUUCAAAGAUUUUGAAUGUACUUAA
This is a messenger RNA of Photinus pyralis (common eastern firefly), 4026 nucleotides long. RefSeq lists its product as uncharacterized. The transcript has a single exon. Gene Ontology annotation, molecular function: nucleic acid binding. The coding region runs from base 1 to 4026 and encodes 1341 amino acids. The record is from RefSeq and is a predicted model, not a curated record. Lineage: Eukaryota; Metazoa; Arthropoda; Insecta; Coleoptera; Lampyridae. Gene Ontology annotation, biological process: DNA integration.